This is a messenger RNA of Annulohypoxylon truncatum, 1567 nucleotides long. RefSeq lists its product as uncharacterized. The coding region runs from base 417 to 1217 and encodes 266 amino acids. NCBI's taxonomy places the organism in Eukaryota, Fungi, Ascomycota, Sordariomycetes, Xylariales, Hypoxylaceae. The transcript is spliced from 2 exons. The record is from RefSeq and is a predicted model, not a curated record.
CGUCAUCGUCACGGUUAAUUAAAUUGAUCGGAUUCAGUAAGUAGAACUGCGUUCAUCAUCCGACCUUUUUCUAAGACCGAAGACCGUUUGAUGUUCCCAAUCGACGUCAAAUCUCUUCCAUUGAUCGACGACCGCUAAAUACGUAAAUUGAUACCCUACCCAUUUUGCUCCAUUUCUGUCCAUUCGACCUACCAACCAACCUAUUAAUCCCAUUCCUCCUCUCGCCCUUUGUAUUUUGUUACUUCCUAUACCCUUUUGUGACCAGACGUUCCCCGACCCAUUUCGGAAGCUCUGGGUUUUUGUCGAACUCAACUCACCAACUCACCAACACACAUUCGACAUCGCACAACGUAUCAAUCGUGCGACUAAAAUCUGAUCGUGCAAGCAGCGAACAAUAAUCGACAUCAAUCGCCAUCAUGGGCGCGAAAGCGGGUUUCGCGCUCAAAUUGCUGCAGUGGUUCAUUCGAGGUAUCCAGUUCUGCUGCAGCGCUCUCAUCCUCGCCCUCUUCUCCUACUUCCUCGCCACCCUUAGUAGUCGUCAUUUGACAAUACCAACAUGGACCCGCGCCGUUGAGGGUAUCUCGGGUAUCGGUGUAUUAUACACCAUCCUCGGCCUACUAUUAUUGUGCUGCCUGGCCGGCCAUCCAUUCACCUCUUUCAUCGCUAUUGUCUUGGACAUCUGCUUCAUCGGCGCGUAUAUCUACGUCGCUAGUUCCGUUAGGGCCGGAGCUAGCAGCUGCACAGGCACCGUGGACACCGUCUAUGGAAGUGGUCAGGCUGAGGAUCUGAUCAAUGACAAACACCCGACGUACCGACAAGCUUGUCAGAUGGAGACCGCAUGUUUAGCCGUAUCGAUAGUUGCGAUCGUCUUCUUCGUCUUCUCUGCGCUUCUCGAGGUUGUACUCGUCCGCCACCGACGCAAGGAACAGCGAUUCGGCCCAAGUCCAGCUAACAACUACACUUCGGGCUACGCUAGACGCCGCGGCAUAUUCGGUCUCUUCCGUCGAAAGCGAACUGCCACUGCCGAAGAGGACCCCAAUGCUUUGCCCGCGCACACCCAGCCGGAUCAAUUGCGCCAGAGCUACAACACCGAGGCUACGGCGGUUGGUCCCGAAGCCGGAACGUACAACAACAAAUACCAGUACGACGGACAAGUGGCGUACCCCGAAACUGGCACGGCUACGACCCAUACCACGCCGGCUGGUUACCGCUACUAAGCGAUUCGGAUCUGGUGGUGGUGGUGGUGGCGGAUGCAUGAGACUGUUGAUGAACAUGAACAUGAACAUGAAAUGAGGGCGGAUAGUGCCUAUGAAGCAGAUAUGGACUGGAAGUGAUGCUGUUCAAGGGUUCGGCAUGUGGGAUGAUUGCUGCUCGCUGCUUCGCUGAAAUCGGAAUGAGGUUGCUGGAUACGGUGGGGGGUAUGUGGUUGCUUGAUGAUAAUUCCGUCGCAAAGUUUGGACUGUUAUCAUAAUGUGGAUGGCCAUUGCUGAGCCUCUGGAUUUUUGGGGUCGUAACCAGGAAUGCUGUAGUUAUGUCAGAUGAAUCAACACGAUACUUGUAUUCGUGA